This is a messenger RNA of Knipowitschia caucasica, 243 nucleotides long. Lineage: Eukaryota; Metazoa; Chordata; Actinopteri; Gobiiformes; Gobiidae. The record is from the annotation of a GenBank genome assembly.
AUGUUCAAGGCUCAGGGGGAUUGUCGCUGGAAGGUCACGGACACCGACACAAGAGCAGAGGUGGUCACGUGGUCGCGUAGAGAGAGUGUCCUUCCUUCCUCUCAUCACCUGCACUCUGCGGCGUCCUGUGAAUACACUAAUGUCAUCACCGCGCUCCCAGGGGCCACACCUGCUCCUCCAGCACACGGCCCUCAUCUAAUCAUCAGCAGCAGCACUGGUGGAUCUGCAGCUGGAGCACUGUGA